Octodon degus (degu) is the source of this 944-nucleotide messenger RNA. Its product is annotated as small integral membrane protein 26-like. Gene Ontology annotation, cellular component: mitochondrion. The record is from RefSeq and is a predicted model, not a curated record. Bases 40 to 333 code for a protein of 97 amino acids. The transcript is spliced from 2 exons. NCBI's taxonomy places the organism in Eukaryota, Metazoa, Chordata, Mammalia, Rodentia, Octodontidae.
UCUGCCUGAGCUGCGGUGACCUAGGGCUGGCGUGCCACCAUGCAGCCGUGGAAGGCUCAGGCCUGGUACCGUCGCAUGUCUGUGGUCUACGGGCUUGGCACUUGGACCCUGUUUGGCUCCCUUUUUUACUUUUACGGAAAGAAGACGCCUUCAGAAAGUCCUGAAGUAGAGCAAAAGGAUCUCUCAAGAAGUGAAAAUGAAAUUGUACUCGAGCCCCUGAAAGGGUUUUAUGUGGAGACAGUUGUCCUUUAUAAAGAAGAUUAUGUUCCACUCACCGAACGAAUCCGCAACGUUUUGAAAAAAUGGACUGGUAAUUCUGGAUCAGAACCAUGAUUGGCUGCUGAAUUCUGAAAACAAGGACUUUGGCCCAGUAUUUACAUAUGAUAGAGCCUUGAUUUCCACUUUAUGUCUGUGGAAAGUAUAUAUUUAUUUUUGUUGUUAAAUGUACAAUAAAUAUUGCCUUGACAGAAGCUAAACUUAUGUAAUUAAAGGGAUAUUCCUCUCAACAUGGGAAAAGGUUGAUGUGAAAUUUCACAUUGAGGUUCCAUAAGUUCAGUGUUUUGAAACUAGUGAGUGUUAAGUUUUUCAUGCUACUGUUAAAGCCUUGGUGGUCCUUUUAAAAUAGCUGGUGUGAUGGCACACUCUUGUAAUCCUAGAGGCUGGAGGAUCUUUGUGAGUUUGAGACCAGCUUGGCUACAUAGUCCUGGAACAACAAGUAUAGUCCCUAAACUAUAUAGGGACACAGUACCUGCCUGACAAGUGUGUAUCACACACCCUCCUUCCAGUGUCUUUACUCAAAAUAAUUUUUAUGUUCAAGAUGGCAGUACUGAGCCCUUACUACUACCACCAGCGUUGCUCUGAGGGUGGGCUCCAUUUAAGCCGUGCCUUGUGGAGUUUCACCUUCCAAUGGGGGAUGGACAUUAAACAUAAACAUUGUGUCUUCU